AUGAUACACCAUCAAGGCCGAGUCUCGAUUAUAGGUGCUGGAACCCUUGGUGGUACCAUUGCCUACAGUUUACUUCUAACUAAUAUCGCUAAAGAAAUACUACUCAUUGAUCUUUCUGAAAAUAUUGUUCAAGGCCAAGCGCUAGACCUACAAGAAGCGAUAUCAUUAGGCAGCGAUUUGCAUCAAAGGCCUGCAACCACAAGCGUCGAGGAUAUCCAUCAUAUCAAUGAGGAUAACAUACCCACCAUUGCUGCAACCAGCAUCCGUGCUGGCACAUUUAAAGAAGCAGGGCAGUCCACUCUCGUCAUCUUCACUGCAGAUAUCACAGAACCAAAUAUCCCAUGUCCAUCUUCUUUUUCUUCUUCUCCUUCUUCAUCUCCUAGUUUGGACAAGAAAGAAGAAGAUGAGAAAAAACAACAACAACAACAGCAAGAGUGGCUUUGCAAAAGCCGAGAAUUGUUGCUAAGUGUAGCCUCCUGCAUGUCGCCUGUGCAUCCUGAUAUCCUGAUACUAGUUACCAGCAAUCCAGUUGAUUUAUACGUGCAAUCUUUGCAGAGUUAUUUUCCGCAUGUGAAUCCGAAGCGCAUAUUUGGUGUUGGACACAGCACAUUUGCCACAAGGAGGUUUCGACGAUGGCUCAUAGACCAACAAAGAAUUUUACAACAAAGCGAAUCACAGGAACAGCCAGUGCUGCUGCAGCGACCAAAGGACACACUCAGGUCAUCCUCCUCUGUUCCAACGCAAACAUCUGGAGACACUACUGACCUUCAUGACAAAAACAAUAGCCAUAGAGACCGAAUAGUCAACCCGCAAGAGCCUUUGGAGGCAGCAGAUGAUAUCCCAGAGGAUGUGAGAGUGUUGCUCAGUAAUGACAGCGAUGUGACCGAUGCCUAUGUUCUCGGUUCCCGCCUGCAACCCUUUCUUCUCUGGAACCAUGCCAAAAUAAAAGGAGUUCCUUUGCCUGCCAUUCAGGCCCUUAAUUACCCCCAAUCUUCUGCUUAUACUAUGGCUCAGAGCUUGACAUCUAUUCACCGGUGGAAACUGAUUUGUCGACGAAAAGGCCAAGCUGCUUUUACCAUGGCAGCCAUAGUGACACGCUUAACCCAUGAUUUGCUGUUUCAUAUGCCUUUCAAUCGGUCGCGUCAGAAUAGCAUUGCUUCAACAUUAUCUUUAACAUUGACCUCUUCGGCAGCAGCUACGAGAGCGAUGACACGACCUUCAUCCAUGAAUAUAACAGCAAGCACUCCAGCAACGUCAUCGUCCUCCACAGCAAAUUCAUUCGAAAAGCAGCAAGAAAAACAGAAAACGCAGAAAAGGCUUCAGACAGCUUUAGCGAAAGCGAACGAAAGUAGAUACUGGGUGCUGUCUGUGUAUGUGCCAAAAUAUGAUUGUUGCAUGUCAUGGCCUGUUUAUGUGGGUGCUUCAGGUAUAGAAAAAUGGGUAGAUGUACAGUUAACAAAAGAAGAAAAUGAACAGGUUGUAAAAGUGGUGGAGGUCAAUUGGAAAGAAUUCCAGAUGAGUUUUGGUGAAGAAACAUAUUAA
Messenger RNA from Mycotypha africana, 1542 nucleotides. RefSeq lists its product as uncharacterized. Gene Ontology annotation, biological process: carboxylic acid metabolic process. Bases 1 to 1542 code for a protein of 513 amino acids. The transcript has a single exon. Gene Ontology annotation, molecular function: oxidoreductase activity, acting on the CH-OH group of donors, NAD or NADP as acceptor. Lineage: Eukaryota; Fungi; Mucoromycota; Mucoromycetes; Mucorales; Mycotyphaceae. The record is from RefSeq and is a predicted model, not a curated record.